UCAUUCUCAAAAUGUCGACUGACGACUCUGAACCCUUCAGCGAAGAAUUCAACAAUUUUAUGUACAAAGUAAAUCAGGUUUCCAGUAUAAUCCAGAAACUAGCUUCAAAUGAAAAAAAUGUGCAAGAAGUUGGAGAACUAGAAGCUAAACACUACCUAGGUGAAUCCAAUGAAGAGAAAUCUGUCAUUCUCAACGAGGACACUAUCGAUAUCAAAAUAAAAAAUGACAGAACUGUCAUUAAUAGAAAAGCUCUUCUACGUGAAGAUAAUCCAGAGACUCAGUCGACAGAAACAUUCAUGGAAGAAGUGUCUAAGGAUGCAGAUAGAAGAUACAAAAACAAGUUAAGGAGAAGAGAAAAAAUGGAAACUUUUAAAAAACAAGCAACUUUGGCGUUCAGGAGAGGUGAAUAUGAAAAGGCUUUAUCUUUAUACGAUAAGGCAAUUGAACAAAUACGCGACAGUUGCAUAUUAUAUUCAAACAGGGCUCUUACAUAUAUUAACUUGAAGCACUACGACAAAGCAAUCAAGGACUGUGAAACUGCAUUGCAACUUAAUGAAAAUUCUCUAAGAGCAAGAUUAUUAUUGGCCAAAGCUUAUUACUUCAGCGGUGAAAUGAAUAAUUUUCAAAAAACUGUGGAAGAGGCAAAGGAAAGAAACGUUAGUGAACUGAACUUUAUAAAUGAUUUUGUGAAAAACCUUACUACCGAAUGUGAAGAAAGUACAGAAAGGAACUAAAAUUUUUGUUAUAAAUGAU
Messenger RNA from Zophobas morio, 753 nucleotides. Its product is annotated as tetratricopeptide repeat protein 12-like. Gene Ontology annotation, molecular function: protein binding. The record is from RefSeq and is a predicted model, not a curated record. Lineage: Eukaryota; Metazoa; Arthropoda; Insecta; Coleoptera; Tenebrionidae. The transcript is spliced from 4 exons. Gene Ontology annotation, biological process: sperm axoneme assembly; axonemal dynein complex assembly. The coding region runs from base 12 to 734 and encodes 240 amino acids. Gene Ontology annotation, cellular component: cytoplasm; centrosome.